This is a messenger RNA of Rubroshorea leprosula, 1322 nucleotides long. The record is from the annotation of a GenBank genome assembly. NCBI's taxonomy places the organism in Eukaryota, Viridiplantae, Streptophyta, Magnoliopsida, Malvales, Dipterocarpaceae.
AAAUUUCAAAUUCCCAGCCUAAACAGAAACUGAAAGAGGGAAAAAAAUGACGUGGUCUCUGGCAGUGGUAGAGAGCGGGCACCAGAAGCCUGUAAACGCCGUUAGAGACCAGUGGCAGGUCGCCUUUGCACGGUUCAUUGCUCAUCCUGCUCUUCCUUCACCGUCCCCUGCUCUCAAACCUCUUUCGAAUAACAGAAGGUUUUACCCGCUCGGAGGCACCUGGAUCUCCACUUCUUCGCCAACCGCUUCUCUGCAGAUCACCGCCGAUUCCUCCACCUCUGAUGUGAUUCUCACCGUCUGCUUCCUCAAUAAGAUCCUUGAAGAGCACUAUCUUUCCAAGCUGCACUUCACCUGGCCUCAGGUCUCGUGUGUCUCUGGAUAUCCUGAUAGGGGUAGCAGAUCUGUAUUUGUCAGCUACAAAGACGCUCAGGGCAGGAUGCAGAAGUUUGCCAUGCUAUUUUCCACAACCCUGGAAGUGGAAUCAUUUAUAAAUGCAAUAGAGGAGAAUUUGAAGGAUGAGAAUCAAACUGAACAUCUAGACCAUGACCUAGGGUCGAGGAUUUCAACACAAUCUGAGCUGAUAUCUAGUAAUAGACUCCCAUCUAGUUCUUGUCGAGAGGAGUUGAGUAUUGUGACUCCUGAUGAUGCCUACACUCCACAAAUGACAUCCAGCUGGGACUAUGAAGUUGAACAACACUCACAUACUCAAGAAACAAGCCUCAGUCACGAUUCUCAAGGCAUUUUUCCCACCCUACCUCCUGGUUUCACAUCAUUAGUGGCCAAUUGCUGCUCUAAGGCUGAACAAGCUGAAGAGAAACCAAGAGCAUCCGAGGACAUUGAUCUCAAAUCCCAAAUUGCGAAAUAUAUGGAAGAUUCUUCCCUCCAUGGUAAGUCUUAUUUCUAGGGCACCUAUAUGAUUGUUACAAAGCCUGCAGUAUUUUUUCACUACUCUUUGUUUUCUCCGCAUACUGAGCUUUAUGACACUAUUUAUGAACCUUCUCCACUCAAAUCAUGUUGGUAUCUUAAUCUAGUUUUACUUGUAAAUAUGCUUGACUGCUUUUGAAACAAGUUAUGUUGACAAAAGUGGAACAAAUUAUAAAUGAACUCGGAGGUUAUAUGGUUUCUUGAUCAACUGUGGUUGUACCUUGUGUCCAGAACAGCAUUCAGAUCUUUGGUUUCCCAGUCAUUACAUACAGCCAAAGGCAUGUUCAUGUUAAAGUCUCCAUAUCUUGUUAAUUUUCUCCUUUGUGAAGUACUUCUAUGAAUAACACAACUGCAAUUGCAUAGGAAUGUCUGGUUAAUUCCAUAUUAUCUGCAAAGUU